Messenger RNA from Medicago truncatula (barrel medic), 1117 nucleotides. RefSeq lists its product as uncharacterized. The transcript is spliced from 5 exons. The record is from RefSeq and is a predicted model, not a curated record. The coding region runs from base 59 to 805 and encodes 248 amino acids. NCBI's taxonomy places the organism in Eukaryota, Viridiplantae, Streptophyta, Magnoliopsida, Fabales, Fabaceae.
AAUUGGACAACACAAACAAAUUGCAAAAGACAAACAAAAGUAAGACACAAUCUGGAAAAUGAGUUUUCUAGCGGGAAGGUUAGCAGGAAAAGAAGCUGCUUAUUUCUUCCAAGAAUCCAAACAAGCCGUUACAAAAUUAGCUCAAAAGAACAAUCCAAUCUCCAAAACCAACGUUGUUGAUCAACGGCACGUCGUUCAAGAUAACGCCGACGUGCUUCCAGAGGUUCUACGACACUCUCUUCCUUCCAAACUAUUCAGAGACGAAACGGCGUCGUCAUCAUCAUUCUCUGCAUCCAAAUGGGUUCUUCAAUCUGAUCCCAAACUUCGAUCUUCUGUAUCUCCUGAUGCUAUCAAUCCUCUUCGCGCUUUCGUUUCUCUUCCACAAGUUACCUUUGGCGCUAGAAGGUGGGAAUUGCCUGAAGCAAAACAUGGGGUUUCAGCUUCUACUGCCAAUGAAUUGCGUCAGGAUCGGUAUGACGUCAAUGUUAACCCGGAAAAGUUGAAAGCAGCAUCUGAAGGGCUUGCAAAUCUUGGAAAGGCUUUUGCUAUUGCCACUGCAGUUGUAUUUGGUGGUGCUGCAAUGGUAAUUGGUAUGGUGGCCUCCAAGUUAGAGCUGCAUAAUAUGGGUGACCUCAAAACUAAAGGAAAGGAUGUUGUUGAGCCACAACUUGAGAAUAUCAAAAACUAUUUUGUUCCCAUGAAAGUAUGGGCUGAGAAUAUGUCAAGAAAGUGGCAUUUGGAAAGGGAAGAUGUCAAACAGAAGGCUAUUGUAAAAGAUCUAUCUAAAAUUUUGGGUUCUAAAUAAUCAUAAUGAGAUUUACAGUUUUACUUGUUUUCCAUUUUCAAUUUGCAUUGAAAAUAGUGGUAUGAUCGAUAUGUAGAUAAUAUGAAUGUAGUGUGCCUCUGGCUGUUGUUGUGGCUGUAGCUUAGAUGUUAAAGCUUGCUGUAGUAAAUAACAUAAUUGUUGUUUUGGUUAAUUCAACAAUUCCUUUGUUCUUUCAGACCUCCUGUAAGAUUUUGAAUACCACAAUUUGUUGCAAUAAGAUGGUACCUGACAAUGUGAGAUAAUACAGUUUAUGUGUAUUUAUGCAAGGCUACAGACCUACAGUGUUCCAUA